This is a messenger RNA of Hypoxylon fragiforme, 1662 nucleotides long. Its product is annotated as putative FAD binding protein. The coding region runs from base 1 to 1662 and encodes 553 amino acids. Gene Ontology annotation, cellular component: plasma membrane; NADPH oxidase complex. Lineage: Eukaryota; Fungi; Ascomycota; Sordariomycetes; Xylariales; Hypoxylaceae. The record is from RefSeq and is a predicted model, not a curated record. Gene Ontology annotation, molecular function: superoxide-generating NAD(P)H oxidase activity. The transcript has 5 exons. Gene Ontology annotation, biological process: superoxide anion generation; defense response.
AUGGAUCUCCUCACUCUUGCAAAGAAGCAGCUCUCUGCGAGUAAACUUAUCUUUCACGUCCUAUUUUGGGGCGUGCACUGGGGCUUUUUUGCUUAUGGAUGGUGGAAGCAAAAUGCCGACACGAAAUUAGCGGCCCUCAACAUGCUGCAGUACUCGGUGUGGAUAUCGCGAGGUGCUGGCUUGGUCUUGGCCAUUGACGGAACACUGAUUCUAUUCCCGGUAUGCCGAACGGUAGUGCGAUGGAUAAGACCGAAGAUCAGAUGGCUCCCUCUAGACGAGAACAUCUGGUUCCAUCGCCAGGUCGCCUAUGCCAUGCUAAUUUUCACCAUCCUCCAUGUCUCUUCGCAUUACGUCAAUUUCUUCAACGUGGAGAAGACCCAGCUCCGACAGGUCACCGCCGUCGAGAUCCACUACACCCAAGCCGGCGGUGUUACUGGCCACGUCAUGCUCCUCUGCAUGCUGUUGAUGUACACCACCGCGCACCACCGCAUCCGCCAGCAAUCGUUCGAGACCUUCUGGUACACGCACCAUCUCUUCAUCCCCUUCUUCCUCGGACUUUACACCCACGCUGUCGGCUGCUUCGUUCGUGACACGGUCGACCCCGUAUCUCCCUUUGCCGGAGACUUCUUCUGGGAGCACUGCAUCGGUUAUCAGGGAUGGCGAUGGGAGCUGUUUGCUGGAGCUGGUUACUUGGCAGAGCGUCUUUACCGUGAGAUUCGGGCUAAGCGCUUGACCAAGAUCACGCGAGUCGUUCGUCAUCCAUAUGACGUCGUGGAGAUCCAGUUCGAAAAGCCGUCUUUCAAGUACAAGGCCGGCCAGUGGCUGUUCUUGCAAGUCCCCUCAGUCUCCAGCUACCAAUGGCACCCGUUCACCAUCACGUCCUGCCCCUACGACCCGUACGUCUCCGUGCACGUCCGACAAGUCGGCGACUUCACCCGCGCACUCGGUGACGCCGUCGGUGCGGGUGGCGCCCAGGCGAAACUCUACGAAGGCGUCGACCCGAUGGGCAUGUACGAGGUCGCCCUCCAGAACGGCGAGCAGAUGCCCCUCCUCCGAAUCGACGGCCCCUACGGCGCCCCCGCCGAAGACGUGUUCGAGAACGAGAUCGCCGUCCUCAUCGGCACCGGCAUCGGCGUCACGCCGUGGGCGUCCAUCCUCAAGAACAUCUGGCACCUGCGCAACAGCCCGAACCCGCCGCGCCGCCUCCGCCGCGUGGAGUUCAUCUGGGUGUGCAAGGACACGGGCUCGUUCGAGUGGUUCCAGACGCUGCUGUCCUCGCUGGAAAGCCAGAGCAACGAGGCGGCGCGCAUCCCCGGAAGCAACGGCGUCGAGUUCCUCAAGAUCCACACGUUCCUCACGCAGAAGCUCGACAUGGACACGACGCAGAACAUCGUCCUCAACAGCGUCGGCGCCGACCACGACCCCCUGACCGAGCUCAAGUCCCGCACCAACUUCGGGCGCCCCAACUUCCCGAGGAUAUUCGACGGCAUGCGAGAGGGUAUCCUGGACCGCACGUACAUCAAUGGCCUCGAGGGCAGCAUGCAGACGACUGUCGGUGUCUAUUUCUGCGGUCCUUCUGUAGCUGCUCGUGAUAUCCAAAAAGCGACGAGGGCAGCGACUACGAAGGAAGUGCGCUUCCGGUUCUGGAAGGAGCAUUUCUAA